Messenger RNA from Salmo salar (Atlantic salmon), 1786 nucleotides. It is a transcript of the gene prkn, whose product is annotated as parkin RBR E3 ubiquitin protein ligase. Gene Ontology annotation, biological process: protein ubiquitination. Gene Ontology annotation, molecular function: ubiquitin-protein transferase activity; zinc ion binding; protein binding. NCBI's taxonomy places the organism in Eukaryota, Metazoa, Chordata, Actinopteri, Salmoniformes, Salmonidae. The record is from RefSeq and is a predicted model, not a curated record. Gene Ontology annotation, cellular component: mitochondrion; cytosol.
AUUUUUCUCUCUCCGAAUGUGUUUUUUUGCACCUGUGGGUUACGUUCGUAGUAGGAUUAUGUCUGGUACAAUGUAUGUAAAAUAUGUUUCAAUUUGAAACAGCUCAUAAGCUAUUUUGGACGCUGCCAGGUACAUUUAACGAGAUAAUAAUAAUAAUAAUAAUAAUACGGAAACUAGUAGGACUUCAUCUCCCAUAGUCCUCGAGACGUGUAAAUACUGUAAUGGAGAUCCCCAGCAGUCGUAUGACAUGAAGUUCUUCACCUUAAAACCAGAGGACGUAGCUACAUCCCCAGCAUGAUUGUGUAUGUGAGGUUUAACUCCAGCCAUGGCUUCCCAGUGGAGCUGGAGGAGGGGGCCAGUAUCGCAGUGCUGAAGGAGAAGGUGGGGAAGCUGCAGGGGGUACAGCCGGAGCAGCUGAGAGUCAUCUUUGCUGGCAGAGAGCUGCUUAGCGACGGCACCCUCCAGGGCUAUGACCUCCCAGAGCAGAGUACCGUGCACGUGGUGCUGCCUCCCCCGGGGUCGGGCCGGUGCUCUGACCUGGCCCUGCAGCACCGUCUGGGUCGAGGGGUGGACAGCCUCACCCGCCUGGACCUCACCUCCUCCCGCCUGCCCACUACCUCCACCGGCCUGGCCGUCAUACUGGAAACUGAUGAUGAGCAGAGAGCCAGGGAAGAACCUGAGCACACAGAGCCCAGACCUCACAGCAGCUUCUAUGUGUACUGCAAGAGUGUGUGCCGGGCCAUCCAGCCGGGGAAGCUACGCGUGCGCUGCAGAGCCUGCAAGCAGGGAACCCUCACCUUGAGCCGGGGCCCGUCAUGUUGGGACGAUGUCCUCCUCCCAGAGCGUAUCCAUGGUGUCUGUCAAUCAGAGGGUUGCCUUGGCGGAGUAGCGGAGUUUUACCUGAAGUGUGCUGCCCACCCCACCUCUGAUGAUGACACGUCUGUGGCCCUGGACCUCAUCAUGCACAAUGUGCGGGAUGUCCCAUGCAUUGCCUGCACAGAUAUCAUGAGUCCAGUGUUGGUGUCUCAGUGUCCAGACCGCCAUGUCAUUUGUCUAGACUGCUUCCACAUGUACUGUGUGACCCGUCUCAACGAGCGACAAUUCAUCCACCACCCAGAUGUCGGCUACUCACUUCCCUGUGCAGCUGGCUGCCCAGACUCUCUCAUAACGGAGUUGCAUCACUUCCGGGCCCUAGGUGAUGAACAGUACGAGCGGUACCAGCAGUAUGCAGCCGAGGAGUGUCUCCUCCAGAUGGGAGGGGUGUUGUGUCCAGCCCCUGGAUGUGGCGCAGGCCUGCUGCCUGAGGAGGACAAGAGGAUGAUCCAAUGUCUGCUCAGCAACGGUUUGGGAUGCGGGUUUGUGUUCUGCCGUGACUGUAAGGAAGGGUUCCAUGAGGGCGAAUGUCAUGUGAGGUCAUCACCUGUCUCAGGAGGAGCCCUGCAGGGUUAUGUAGUGAACGAGGAGGCAGCUCUUCAGGCUCGGUGGGAGCAGGCCUCGCAGGAGACUAUAGACGAGACCACCCGUCCAUGUCCACAUUGCAAGGUCCCAGUGGAGAAGAGUGGUGGCUGUAUGCACAUGGUGUGUCCCCGUGCCCAGUGUAAGUUUGAGUGGUGCUGGAUUUGUCGUGUGGAGUGGAACAGGGAGUGUAUGGGCAACCACUGGUUUGGCUGACUCUGAGACCUCAGAAAGGCCCUGCCGCCACUCAGGAAUACGUACCUAGGACUGGAACACAAAAUCUAUCAUGUGUUUAAAAGACUCAAUAAAGCUGUGCCCUGACCUAUCACAA